AUGUCAUCGGGGAAAGUGUGGGUGGGCCCGCUGCUGUUGAUAUUACUCAUCGCCUUGAUCUACAUUUUCUCACUACUACCUCACAGCCAUCACAAGGACGUCUACGGUACCGGCCUCGACUUUAACACAGCAGAUGAGACAGGCCCGUAUCCGAUCGGAAAUCAAAGGAUGGCCGAUGAAUUAGUGAAAACCUGGAUAGUGCAGGACUGCUCCUACCAUGGAUAUCUGCGCGAAGCUGAUGGCAAGAUCGGAUGCGCAUGCUUGCAUCAGGGGCGAGAGCCGCUUUUCGAGGGACCCAGAUGCGAGUUUAGGAAAUGUAUCAACAAUGGGACACUUGUUGACGGAAAAUGCGAAUGCGUCGGCCAAUACAUGGGCGAAAACUGCGAGCUGACGUGCCAUGGUGAAGUGGAAAGAAAUGGAACUCGAGGAGCAACCUGCGAUUGCCCACCGCUUCGACUCGGGAAGUACUGCGACCAAUUCUGCGAUCCCACGAUUGCCCAGUGGGACAAUGUGAUGGGGAGGUGUAUAUGCAAGAAUACUGGUGAUGAGGCGCGUGCGAUACCACACACGCACCGCAUCGACUGCCCUGCGCUGAUUGAAAGAAGGCCGAAGGGGAUGGUCAACUCCCGUCUAACCCUCUCCGGUCUGUCGUUCUGCCUGAUCACCAUCGGCCUGCUCUGCAUCACGGCCAGAAGGAGACGCCUCACCGCCUCCUCCAUCCCGGCCUCAGACGAAACCUGGUACCGCUUUUUCCAGCCCCAGGCGGCUGGUCGAAGAUGUCGCCACGACUUCGUCUGUGGUGGGGCUUGGGUUCCGCGAGACAGAGCGCUUUUAGUUGGAACGCCUGCCAGAGCGCCCACGCAGGCGCGCAUUGCCAGGAAUAAUCGAUCAUUGACACCUCCUCCAUCAUACUGCUCAGUCGAGCUCGUCGAUGGCUCAGCUGGUGCUCCGCCUUCGUAUGAAGAAGCCGUCCAUCGCAGUCUUGCGGAAUCUGUCAUUGAUGAUGAUGUAGAAGUUGUUGAUGAGGACAAGGAGCCCCAGACGCCCCAAGGAGCGCCAGUGGCUGUGAUUGUCGCGCAGAUUGACGAAGAAGCUCCACCCCUGCCGGCCGGAAGUACGGACGAAAAUGCGAACAUAUCCACCGAGCCGAACCAC
Mesorhabditis spiculigera is the source of this 1155-nucleotide messenger RNA. The record is from the annotation of a GenBank genome assembly. NCBI's taxonomy places the organism in Eukaryota, Metazoa, Nematoda, Chromadorea, Rhabditida, Rhabditidae.